Oncorhynchus mykiss (rainbow trout) is the source of this 2053-nucleotide messenger RNA. The record is from RefSeq and is a predicted model, not a curated record. NCBI's taxonomy places the organism in Eukaryota, Metazoa, Chordata, Actinopteri, Salmoniformes, Salmonidae.
AUGGUUUUGAGAAACCGGGCCCUGAUUAACGCUAAGCAGAGACCCACAGGGAAGAAAUCUCACUUCUGCUCUGACUGUGGGAAAGGUUGCAAAUCUUCAUCAGAACUUAAAAUACACCAGCGAGUACACACAGGAGAGAAAUCUCACUGCUGCUCUGACUAUGGUAAAAGAUUAAACUCUUCAGUAAAACUUAAAAUACAUCAAAGAUUACACAAAAGAGACAAACCAUAUGGCUGUGCUCAAUGUGGGAAGAGUUUUUCUUCAUCUAGCUAUCUCAUUGUACACAAGAGAACACACACAGGAGAGAAACCUUAUAACUGUGAUCAAUGUGGGAAGAGUUUUACUUCAUCUGGCCAGCUGACGUUACACCAGAGAACACACACAGGAGAGAAAUUGUAUAGCUGUGAUCAAUGUGGGAAGAGUUUUACUCGAUCUGACCAUCUGACUUUACACCAGAGAAUACACACAGGAGAGAAGUCUUAUAGCUGUGAACAAUGUGGGAAGAGUUUUACUCGAUCUGACCAUCUGACUUUACACCAGAGAAUACACACAGGAGAGAAAUCUUAUAGCUGUGAUCAAUGUGGGAAGAGUUUUACUAGAUCUGACCAUCUGACUUUACACCAGAGAAUACACACAGGAGAGAAACCGUUUAGCUGUGAUCAAUGUGGGAAGAGUUUUACGACAUCUAGCUAUCUGACUAUACACCAGCGGACACACACAGGAGAGAAACCUUAUAGCUGUAAUCGAUGUGGGAAGAGAUACUCUGGUAAAAGAUCUCUGAUUAAACAUCAGAAAAUACAUGAAGGAGUUGUUUCAUGAUAUCAAUGAAAUAAUGUCACAAUGUAGAAUGUUUUAACAUAAUGUCACAAUGUAGAACCCUAAAUGUUUCUCCCCUGUUCUAUUAAUUUCCACAUUAAAUGGAUAUUAGCCUCAGGGGAAAAAUCUAGGCUCUGAAUUGAAAGAGUACUAUGAUGUCACAAUGUAGAAUCCUUUAUUUAUGAGAUUUAACAAAAAGUGACAACAAAAAGAGUUGUUACACUGACCACGUUGGCCACCCACUUGAAUCAAAAUGUAGCCAGCUGUUUUCUACAAGUUGUCCUCUAACCAGGGAUGUACACAUUAUUCCCAGAUUCCGUGUGGUUUUUGCUGCGUUAGUUUUAACAGGACGUGCAACCUCAUCUCCCUCCUUUCGCACAAUUGAUUUCAACAUGAUAUUGAUGAGUGAUGACAAAUAAGUAUUGCGUUCCUUUGUUUAGUGACCCCUACAUUUAAAUGCAUCACUCCAAAAUGUAGCUGACUGUCUUCUGCAGGUUGUCCUCUAACCAGUGAGGUGAAAUAUAUCUCCCAUUUCCAUUUGUUUUUUUAGUUGUGUUCGUUUCAACGGCACGUACAACCUGAUUUCCCCCCUAAUCGAUAUCAUUGAUUUAUUGCUACUUGUCAAAACAACAGCGUUUCUGGUGCUUGUGCAGUUUAUUUCAGGUACUUGUUUAAGAAAAAUUCAAGUAAUAUGAUUAUUGUGGAAGAUGUUUGUGUAUAUAGCACAUUUUAUGUUUAGGCUUUCAAUAUAUCACAAACUGUUUCUGCAUAUUGGUUAUUGAUAAUGGAAUGUAUAUGUUUAAGGUAAUGACUAAAGGAUUCCACCCUGAAACGUAUAACUGUGUAAAGAAUUAGAAUUAAUAGACUGUAAUUCUCUAAUGUGUGUGCGUAGGACAAGUUAAGACUUUACUAUUUAGCAAUUCAAGUGAGACAUUCAAGGAAAAGAGGAACUGUUAACAGACAGCUUGUGACAGACAACUUGUGACCACUGUAAAACUGAUAACAGGAAGGAGGUCUCCCCACCCAGGGAGGGGAGAAACCGUUAGGCUUGCAGUAGAUUAUGUAACAUGUUUCAGGAUAUGAUAAGCAAUGUAUGUGUUGGAGAAGACUUGUAACCAGCAUUGACAGUGUUUGAGAAGAGUAGGGGUAUUUAUAUGACCAAAUGUGAGGUAUAAAAGGCUAUGUGCUUGUAUGAUUUUCGGAGCUCUCUGAAUAAAGAACUUACCCUUUGCAGAAA